Messenger RNA from Manihot esculenta (cassava), 1273 nucleotides. RefSeq lists its product as uncharacterized. The record is from RefSeq and is a predicted model, not a curated record. The transcript is spliced from 4 exons. The coding region runs from base 367 to 987 and encodes 206 amino acids. Lineage: Eukaryota; Viridiplantae; Streptophyta; Magnoliopsida; Malpighiales; Euphorbiaceae.
UUUCUCCCUGUUUUCUUUUUUUUUUUUUCUUUUUAAUUUAUUCUCGUUCAGUUUUUUCCCACUCUCCAAUUCAUCGCCGAUUUAUUCGAGCCGACAUGCUGGCGCCGCCGAUUUAGACUCCGAGAAUCUGUCUUUCAGAUCUGUACCUUCUCUUUCAGGAAUUCUAGUUUUCUUCGAAACAAUUAAAGACUUUUUUCUCCAAUCCUGUUUGUUAUUGCAUUUGGAUCAGCUGCCAAAAGUCUUUGGUUCUGCCAUUAUUGUUCAGCUUCUCAAAUAUAUUUGAAGGGCUGGUGUCUUUGUUACUGCAAGGAGGCAGGGGGGACUACACCAAAACUAUAUUUUUUGGUGCCCAGAUGAUUAGUACUGAUGUUAUUGGCAGUGGAAGGAGGAGGGUUCUUCUCUUCUUCAGCUUCUGGGUAUAGCAAGGGCCUGACCCUUCUUCUCUUGGGUCAGAAGCACGAAGAUAAACCCAUGAGAGUUUCGCCGUGGAAUCAGUACCAGUUGGUGGAUAACGAACCAGAUCCUGACCUCCAGCUGGCUUCCUUGAAGAAUAGGUUUUCCAGCGGGUGCGCUUCCUUUGUUUGCUUUGGUCGCGCUUCCGCUGGGCUUGAUUCUCCAUCGCCUCUCAAAGUAGGUCCUGCACAACAGCAGGAUGUCUUGCCGGAUCCUCUUGUUACUGACGAAGGUAAAGACCAUACAACUGAAAUUCAAGGUGAUAACAAUGUGAGAAGAGUUACUCUUAGGAGUAGCUUGAAGAAGUCAAGAAAUAGCAUUCCAGUUCCGGUUAAGGAUUCUAAUCAACAUGAUGCACUACAUGAGAAAUGUAGCAAUAUCCCUGAUCUUACCGGAAGGAGAAAAGUGCAGUGGACAGAUGUUUGCGGUAGUGAGCUUGUUGAAAUCAGGGAAUUUGAGCCCAGUGAAACAGCUGGCUCAGAUGAUGAAUUUGAGAAUGGGAAUGAAAGAAGUUGUUCUUGUGUUAUCAUGUGAUCGAUUUUAUUAGAGAACAUUUUUGUGGGCUCAAUUUUUCCUUGAAAGUGAUGCAAUACGCAAAUUGCAACUAACCGCGGUCUUCUGCGUUCUCCCCGAAUCAACUGAUUUCUUGGUAAAGGAAAAAAGCAAGUAAUUGAGUGGAUAGGAGAUUGCAAACCAUAUCAAGGUGCUCCCUGCCUCGCCUGGCCUGCCAGCUGUUGGAUUGAUCAUUUGUGUCUAUAUUAAAUUGAUGAGGAUUUCAAUUUUGUCACUAUGGUCUUCUAAAUUAUUUUCUUAUUUGCUA